AUGUCCGGUGGCGCCCCCCUGCCGCCAUCGCAGAUGGACCUGCAGAAGGUGACCGAGGUGCAGUUCGAGGUCUUCAAGGAGAAGCAGAUCAAGGACUACGCGGUGUGCCUCGUCGAGCAGGCCAAGUCCUACGAGCGCGGGCAACCGGUGCGUGGCGGCAUCAAUGAUCUUCGCAUGGGCACCACUGACUUUGAGUUCGCCUGCGAGACGUGCCACCGCAAGCACCCCGAGUGCCCCGGCCACUUUGGCUACAUCGAUCUCGCUGAGCCUGUCUUCAACAUCGGGGUGUUCGACCUCGUGCUGCAGUUGCUCAAGUGCGUGUGCAAGUCGUGUGGCGCGCUUCUGAUGAACACCAGCGACCCACAGGUGCACAAGAAGCUGCAGUACCUCACCGGUGUAAACCGCCUCCGCCAGGUGGUGAAGAUGUGCGGCAUGAAGUGCCGCAUGUCGACGGACGCCGCCACGCCGGAGGAGGCGGCAGUGGCGCGUGGCUGCGGCGCCACGCAGCCGCGUAUUGGCCGCUUCAUCGGCAUCUACCCGACGCUUAUUAUUAAAGCGACGCUGGAGGAGCAGGACAUGGUGUGGCACGCCGACACAGCGCGGCAGGUGCUCGACCGCAUCUCCGACGAGGAUGCGCGGCUGAUGGGCUUCGACCCGCUGCGCUGCCACCCGCGCGACCUCGUGCUGACGGUGCUGCCGGUGCCGCCGCCGCAGGUGCGGCCCGCCAUCGCAUUUGGCAGCCUCAAGUCCGACGACGAGCUGACGCACCAGAUCAUGUCCAUCGUGAAGCGCAACAACCAGCUGCGCAAGGACAAGGAGUCGGAUGUGCAGGCCGCGAUUGACCGCAGCCGCGCACUGCUGCAGGAGCAUGUCGCCACCUACUUCAACAAUGCCUCCACGUACUACAAGCCGACCAAGGUGAACGACACAAAGAAGCUCAAGUCGCUGACGGAGCGGCUGAAGGGAAAGUACGGCCGCCUGCGUGGGAACCUUAUGGGCAAACGCGUGGAUUUCUCUGCUCGCACCGUCAUUACGGGCGACCCAAACAUCGAUGUGGAUGAGGUCGGUGUGCCCUUCUCCAUCGCCAUGACGCUCACCUUCCCGGAGCGCGUCAAUGCGGUUAACAAGAAGCGGCUUACGGAGUUCGCACGCCGGCCAGUGUACCCGUCGGCGAACUACAUCCACCACCCCAACGGCACCACCACCAAGCUCGCCCUGCGGCGUGAUCGUUCGAAGGUGACACUCAACAUUGGCGACGUCGUGGAGCGGCACAUUAUUAACGGCGACGUGGUGCUCUUCAAUCGCCAGCCAACGCUGCAUCGCAUGAGUAUGAUGGGGCACCGUGUACGUGUUCUCAACUACAAUACCUUCCGUCUUAACUUGUCCUGCACAACGCCGUACAACGCCGACUUUGACGGGGAUGAGAUGAACUUACACGUGCCGCAGAGUCUCCUCACAAAGGCCGAGUUGAUUGAGAUGAUGAUGGUGCCCAAGAACUUUGUGUCACCCAACAAAUCCGCCCCGUGUAUGGGCAUUGUGCAGGACAGUCUCCUCGGAAGCUACCGCCUCACCGACAAGGACACCUUCCUCGACAAGUACUUCGUGCAAAGCGUGGCGCUGUGGCUGGAUCUGUGGCAGCUGCCGGUGCCAGCGGUGCUGAAGCCGCGUCCGCUGUGGACCGGCAAGCAAGUCUUCUCUCUCAUCCUACCAGAGGUGAAUCACCCGGCGACGCCGCAUGAUAAACCGCCGUUCCCACACAACGACUCGGCAAUCAUGAUUCGUCGCGGGCAGCUGCUGUGCGGCCCCAUCACGAAGGGCAUCGUUGGCGCCGCACCGGGCUCGCUCAUUCACGUCAUCUUCAACGAGCGCGGCUCUGAUGAGGUGGCGCGGUUCAUCAACGGUGUGCAGCGUAUCACGACUUUCUUCCUCAUCAACUUCGGUUUUAGUGUCGGGGUGCAGGACACAGUCGCCGACGCGGACACGCUGCGGCAGAUGAACGAGGUGCUGGUGAAGACGCGUGAGAAUGUCGAGAAGAUCGGUGCGGCGGCGAACAACCGCACCCUCAACCGCAAGGCCGGCAUGACUCUGCUGCAGUCCUUCGAGGCGGACGUGAACAGCGCGUUGAACAAGUGCCGCGAAGAGGCCGCGAAGAAGGCGCUGAGUAACGUGCGCCGCACCAACAGCUUUAAGGUGAUGAUUGAGGCGGGCAGCAANGGCACCGACCUCAACAUCUGCCAGAUCGCCGUCUUUGUGGGGCAGCAGAACGUCGCAGGCAGUCGCAUCCCCUUCGGCUUCCGCCGUCGCACACUGCCGCACUUCAUGCUUGAUGAUUACGGCGAGACGUCGCGUGGCAUGGCGAACCGUGGCUACGUGGAGGGGCUGAAGCCGCACGAGUUCUUCUUCCACACCAUGGCCGGGCGUGAGGGGCUCAUUGACACGGCCGUCAAGACGUCCGACACCGGCUACCUGCAGCGCAAACUCAUCAAGGCACUCGAGGACGUGCACGCGGCCUACGACGGCACCGUGCGAAACGCCAACCAGGAGCUCAUUCAGCUCAUGUACGGCGAGGACGGCCUCGACGGUGCGCGUAUUGAGGGCGGGCAAAUGUUCCCGCUGCCGUUCCGCGACAACAAGGAGAUGGAGAAUGCCUACAAGUACGAGUACGACGAGAAAGGUGUCUUCAAUGAGCAGGUUGGAGGCACGUACAUGGACCCGCACGUCAAGAAGAUGCUGCGCGCUGACCCGGAGAAUGUGCGGAAGCUGCAGAGCGAGUUCGAUCAGCUCGUGACGGACCGCAACUGGGCGCGCAAGAUGCUCGACUUGGAAGAGCGUGAGAAGCUGAAACUGAACCUGCCGGUCAACAUUGGACGCCUUAUUCAAAACGCACGCAGUACAAUGGGUAAGCGCAGCCAGGUAUCCAACCUCAGCCCCAUCACUAUCAUUGACCACGUGCGGAAGUUGCAGGACGACAUGCUUAAGCUGUUCCCGUGCUAUCACAGGGAUAUGGAUGCGCGUAUCACCAACGCGCUGAGCCGCCAUCGCAUUGAGAGUGCCCUCACCCUCUUCAGCGUCCAUCUGCGACAGAUGCUUGCGUCGAAGCGGGUGCUGCGGGAGUAUAAGCUUAACGACAAGGCCUUCGAGUACCUGCUGAAGGAGAUACGAACUAAAUACCAGCAGUCCCUCGUCUCCCCUGGUGAGAAUAUUGGGGCGAUUGCGGCACAGUCCUGCGGUGAGCCGGCGACGCAGAUGACGCUCAACACCUUCCACAAUGCCGGCAUUUCAUCCAAGAACGUCACGCUUGGUGUGCCGAGGCUGCUGGAGCUGCUCAACGUGUCACGGCACCAGAAGCACGCGAGCAUGAACGUUGCCCUGUACCCUCCCUGGGAUAAGAAGCGCACAGCGCAGCAGGCGCAGCACCUCAUCGAGUACUGCACGCUGGAGAGCGUCACGAAGCGCAUUCAGUUCAUCUACGACCCCGACCCGCGCGAGACGGUCGUCGCGGCGGACCGCGCGAUUCUCGAGCUCGAGUGGAGCGUCAUGGACGAGAGCGACGAGCGGGCGCGGCUGCAAGAGGUGGAGAACGGCUCGCCGUGGGUGGUGCGGCUCGAGCUUGAUGCCGACAUGUUCGUCGACAAGGCCCUCAACAUGAAGGACGUGAAGCAGGCCAUCAUGCGUGUCGACGACGGCUACGUCAUUGAGACCGGCAUGGCGAACGACACGAAGGAGCGCACCAUUCGCAUGCGGGCGAAGAAGAACUACGGUGCCGACUCGAUUCCGCAGCUGAAGCGUGUCAUUCCUGAGCUGCUCGCGCGCGUGCACCUGCGCGGCAUCCCGGGCGUGCGCAAGGCGCUGCUCAAGGACACCACAACCUUCACGGUGGACCCGGAAACAGGGAAGAUGACGGGCGAGAAGACGUGGCUGAUCGACACCGACGGCACAGCACUGCGCCGGGCCUUCAUCGGUGUCGUGGACGAGAAGGGCACGAACAUCAUCAACGCCACGCGGACGAGCAGCAACAAGGUGCCGGAGGUGUGCAGCCUGCUCGGCAUUGAGGCGGCGCGCUACAAGAUGCUCCACGAGCUGCGCGAGGCCUACCUCGCCUACGGACUCAACAUUAAUUACCGCCACUACACCAUUCUGGUGGACACGAUAUGUCAGCGUGGCUACCUCAUGGCCGUCUCGCGCGUCGGCAUUAACCGCUCCGAGACGUCCGGCCCGCUCAUGCGCUGCUCCUUCGAGGAGACGGUGAAGGUGCUGAUGGGUGCCGCCGCGUUUGGUGAGCGCGACCCGGUGCGCGGCGUUUCGGCAAAUCUCGUGCUCGGCAACCAGGCGCGUGUGGGCACCGGCCUCUUCGACCUCGUGCUGAACAUGGCCGCGCUGCAGCAGGCGGUGCCGCAGGAGGACGCCGUCGCCCCGGGCAAGGACGUGAACGUGUACCACGGCCUCGCAUCGACGCAUAACAUCCCGUCAUCGAUGCCGUACCGCGCGAAGGAUCACGAGGCGACGCCGUUCGUGAACGACGCGAGUGUCUUCUUCCGCGACGCCGUCGGCGGCGGCUCAUCGGCGGCGCCGUUCACCAUGUCGACGCUCUACGGCGGCAUGCAUGAGGCAAGCGCCGUGCACUUCAGCCAGGCGUACCCCGCGAGUGGUGUUGCUGCUGACUACCGCGGCAGGGCAACGAGCGCAUCGCAGCCGUACAGCGUCCUCUCGUCGGCGAGUGUGUACAACCCAGCGUCGAUGCAGGUACCCUCCGCGGUGGCCGCCAGCGCCGACUACAGCGAGGCGUCCUCCUUCCACCUGCAGUCCAGCAUGGCGAUGCCGUCUGUGCAGUCCUCGCCACACUACGACGGGCAGCACCAGCAGCAGCAGCCUGGAUUAUCCGAUGCCCGGUUUGGUGGUCUCUCGCCUGCGUACGUGCCGUCGGUGAUGUCGAGUGUUGCAGUGCAGCCGUACCAAGGCAGCGGCGACGACGACUCCGCGUCGCAGUCCGCGUUGUAUGUGCCGACACUGUCGCCCGUCUACUCUGCCUACACCGCACGCCAGUCGGUGGCGGCAUCGCGCCCCAGCACCUCUCACGCAGACCGCCGCCACCACCACCAGCAGCAGCAGCAGGAUGACUCAGCGAGUUACGUGCCAGCGUCGCCGGGGUCGCACAUGAUGCCGCCGUCAGCCGGUGACUUCUCGCCGACGGAGGAGGAGGAAGAGCGCUGA
Messenger RNA from Trypanosoma grayi, 5211 nucleotides. Its product is annotated as putative RNA polymerase IIA largest subunit. Gene Ontology annotation, cellular component: RNA polymerase II, core complex. Gene Ontology annotation, biological process: DNA-templated transcription. NCBI's taxonomy places the organism in Eukaryota, Euglenozoa, Kinetoplastea, Trypanosomatida, Trypanosomatidae. The transcript has a single exon. Gene Ontology annotation, molecular function: DNA binding. Bases 1 to 5211 code for a protein of 1736 amino acids. The record is from RefSeq and is a predicted model, not a curated record.